UUGUUCCUCCAGCUUGUAAACAGAAAGUUGUGGCAUUCACUUUGCCGUAGCGUCACCUCCGUCGCCGAAUGCAUUGUGGACGCCUGCCAUCGCCGGCAAGUCAGCUGCGAGUCCGUAGCCUUUGCUCGCAGGCCAGGCCGCCCCUUCUGGCGACGCGCGCGCGCGCCGCCAUGAGCGCGGACGAGGAGGGGCAGGGCGGCGGGCGCCGGGCGGGCGUCGCGAUUGGCACCUGGCUCAAGUCGAAGGCUGCAACCCUGGAGAGUCACGCGAAGGAGCUUCGCGACAACUCGCGGCUCAUCGUGGCCGACGUGGCGAGGGCGACGGGCGUCAAGGCCGGCGAGGAGCGCGUCGACGUCACAUUUGAGAGUGGCGCGUUCGGUUUCGAGCUUGCCCUCGACAACGGCGCUGUCGUCUCGAAGCUCCGCUUCGGCGGCCAGGCCGAGCAGCUUGGCGUGCACGUCAAGGACAGGCUCGAGGCCGUAUCGGGGGAGCCGCUGCCGCCGCCAGAAGACAAAGAGAAGUUCCAGGAGGCGGUGAAACGGCACCUGGGCAACAGACAGCGGCCCUUGACGUUGACCUUCGUCCGGGGCGCGGCGGUGGGUGCGGGUGCCACGGCGCUAGAUCCUAGCGCCGCCGCCAUGGCAGCCGCCCCGAGCGCCUCGGAGGCCCAGCCCGAGCAGCCAGAAGGCGGCGAGGCUGGCGCGCCAGCUCCGGCGUCGUCGCUGGGCCUGGGAGGCUGGCUGAAGUCCACGGCCGCGACGUUGGAGGGCCACGCAAAGGAGAUGCGAGAGAACACGAAGCUGAUGGUCAGCGAGGUCGCCAAGGACGUCGUGGGUAGCAGCCCAGCCGCGGCGGCGGCUGGCGAGCUGCCGGAGACGGUGGCGCCUGGCGCCAGGACGUUGCAGGCGAGGUUGGAGGAGGCUCUGCAGCAGCUCCAGGAGAAGUCCGCCGAGGCCGAGUCUGCCGCUGCCAGGGCGGCGGCCGCCGAGGCGUCCCUCGCGGCGCAGGCGCGGGAGCUGGAGCUGCAGGAGAUCCACGGCUCGCUGCAGGAGGCCGAAGCUAGCCGCGCAGCGCUGCAGAAGAGGCUGGACGAGGCCCUGCAACAGGUUGGGGAGCGGUCCGCCGAGGCGGAGGCCGCCGCUGCCAGGGCCGCGGCCGCCGAGGUGGCCCUCGCGGAAGCGCUAGGGCGAGAGCUGCAAGGGCCGAGCGGCAAUCUGCAGGAGGCCGACGGGGCUCUGCAGGCGAAGCUGGAUGAGGCACUGCAGCAGCUCCGGGAGACGUCCGCCGAGGCCGAGGCCACCGCUGCCAGGGCUGCCACCGCCGAGGCGUCCCUCGCGGCGCGGGAGCACGAGUUGCAGAGGACCCGCGCCUCGCUGCAGGAUGCCGAGGCCAGCGGCGGAGCGCUGCAGGCGAGGUUGGAGGAGGCCUCUCAGCUGCUCCGUGAGAAGUCCGCCGAGGCGGAGGCCACCGCUGCUAAGGUGGCCGCUGCCGAGGCGUCCCUUGCGGAGGCGCAGGCGCGGGAGCUGGAGCUGCAGGGUGCACGAGCCUCGCUGCAGGAGUCCGAAGCAGGUGCCAGUGUGUUGCAGAAGAGGCUGGAGGAGGCCAUGCAGCAACUCCAGGGUAAGACCGCCGAGGCCGAGGCCACCGCUGCUAAGACGACCACCGCCGAGGCGCCGGUCGCAGAUGCGCAGGAGGUCGAAGCUGGCGACGCGGCGCUGCAGACGAGGCUCGAGGAGGCUCUGCAGCAGCUUGGGGAGAAGGCCGCCGUGGCGGAGUCCGCCGCUGCCAGGGCGGCCGCCGCCGAGGCGUCCCUCGCCGAGGCCCAGGCGCGGGAACGAGAGCUGCAGGGUCUGCUCGCCUCGCUGCAGGAAGCAGAGGUUGGUGCCAGAGCGCUGCAGGCGAGGCUGGACGAGGCCGAGGCCGAGGCCGCCGCAACCAAGACUGCCGUCGCCGAGGCGUCCCUUGCAGAGGCCCAGGCGCAGCAGCGGGAGCUGAAAGAGGCGCGCGACUCGCUCCAGGAAGCCGAAGCUGGCGCCAAAGCGUUGCAGGCCAGGCUGGACCAGGCUCUGGAGCAGCUCCGGGAGAAGGCUGCCAGGGCUGAUGAUGCGGCCGCGAGGACGGCCGCCGUCGAGGCGUCCCUCGUAGAGGCCCAGGCGCAGCAACGGGAACUGCAGCAGGCGCGCGUCUCGCUGCAGGAGUCCGAAGCUGGUGCUAGAGCGCUGAAGGCGAGGCUGGACGAGGCUCUGGAGCAGCUCCAGGAGAAAUCCGCCGAGACCAAUGCUGCCGCCGCGAAGGCGGCCACCGCCGAGGCCUCCCUUGCAGAGGCCCAGGUGCAGCAGCGGGAGCUGCAGGCGGCCCACGACACGCUGCAGGAGCUGCUGGCCCAGGCCAGGAGCAGCCUGUCCGAGCAGCAGGCGGCGCUGGCCGAGGGCGCCGGCGAGCGCGCGACGGCGCUGCAGCAAGCGCUCGACGCCGCCCAGGCCGCCCGCGACGAGCAGCGCGCCCGGGCCGACCGGCUGCAGGAGGAGCUGUUUGCCGAGCGGAGGCGCGUGGAGCAGAGCCGUGACAGCCGGGACGCCGCGCUGGAGAAGGAGAAGAGGUCGCAGAUGGCCAGGGCAACGGUGGAGGCGAAGCUGCAGCACGCCCAGCAGGAGCUCCGGGACAGGGUCUGCGCGCUGGCCGCCGAUUGCGAGGGCCGCGUAGCGGCGCUGGAGGCGCUUCUGAGCGACGAGCAGCAGGCCCGGGCGGUGCUGGAGCAGCAGUCGCGCGAUGCCGCGGGGUCGCGCCGUUCCCUGGAGCAGCGCCUCGCCGUCGUGGAGUCCAAGGAAGCGUCUCUGCUGUCCGAGCUCGCGCAACGGGACGAACAGCUGGAGGCGAAGCGCGACUGCGAGCAGCGCCUCCUGCGAGCCAAGGCGGCGGAGGAGGAGGUCAAGGAAGAGCUCAUCGCGGCCCAGAAGGAGCUCCGCCAGCGCGAGUCGGCGGACUUGGAGCGCGCGCUCCAGCCGACGAUCUUGGGCAAGGCUCACGAUAAGGAGGUCUCAUCGCUGAAGUCGCAGAUCGCCGUGCUCGAGGCGCAGAGCAAGUCGUUGCAGCUCCGCGUCGACGCGGCAGAGAUCGAGGCCCCAGUAGAGCUCAUGGAUAUCGGUGAAGAGCUCGAGGAGGACGACCCCACCGCCUCGUGCAGCAGCCUCCGCCGCGCUCGCAGGACUGUCCGGCGCGGGGCGUUGCGGGUCGUCCGCUUCUGGGCCGCGUUUCGGCAGUCGGAGGGCGCGCAGAAGGUCGAGCGGCAGCUGCGGGCCUUCACCCGUCUGCUGCUGCGCCAGCCCACGCUGCUGUGGUUCUUCUACGUCCAGAUGCUCGCCUUGUGGUUGCUCGAACUCGGGCGGCACACCGCCACGGCGCGACCCCUUGCCGCUGACCCCGCGGCCGCCCUGGCCGUUGUGGUGCCGGCGGCCGCUUCGGCCGCGCUGCAGGCCGCCGCGGCGGGGCCCCCGACCGCCAGCCCCUCCGCGGCCGCCCUCGCGGCCGCGGUGCCAGCGGCCGCCUCGGCCGCCCUGCAGGCGCUGCCGGGUGCCGUUGCCUGGCCCGCCACGGCGCCAGACGUCGCGGCGCCAGCCGCCACUGAGGCGGCGAAGAGCUCGGCACCAGCCUCCACGGAGAGCGCCCUGGCCGAGGCAGCAGCGGCUAAGCAGGCGCUGCCAAGCGCCGCGGACAGCGCGGUGCCCGCGGACAGCGCCGCGCCAGCCGCCUCGGAGGGCGCGCCAGCCUGGGGAGGCGAUGCCGAGCAGCGGCUACCCAGACACGCCGCUAGGCCCGUCGAGGCUCUGGACGGCGCGGCGCCCGCCGCCUCAGAGGCGGCGCAGAGCUCGGCGCCAACCGCCGUUGAGGGCCCGCCAGCUGAGGCGGCAGCAGCUGAGCAGGCGCUGCCUAGCGCCCCCGCUGGACCUGCCGCGGCUCCGGACAGCGCGGCGUCCGCUGCUACAGAGGCGACACAGAGCGCGGCGCCGACAGCUUCGGAGACGGGCGGGGCUGCCGCUGACGCUGGUGGCCGCAGAGUCGCGGUCGGGGGUGCCGUGUCGAUUGGCCCCUUACUGUAGUGAGAUGUUUGCCACAUCCUGUAGUGCCGGUGCCA
Prorocentrum cordatum is the source of this 4132-nucleotide messenger RNA. Lineage: Eukaryota; Dinophyceae; Prorocentrales; Prorocentraceae. The record is from the annotation of a GenBank genome assembly.